AUGAGUCUCACAGGAGAGAAACCACAUCUGUGCUCUGAGUGUGACAAACGCUUUACAUAUAAAUCACAUCUUCUCACACAUCAGAGUAGUCAUACAGAAGAGAAACCUUUUACAUGUUCUGAGUGCAGCAAGUGUUUUUCCCUAAAGUCAUCUCUUGUUAUACAUCAGAGGAUUCACACAGGAGAGAAACCAUUUACAUGUUCUGAGUGCAGCAAAUGCUUUUCCCAAAAGUCAUCUCUUGUUAUACAUCAGAGGAUUCACACAGGAGAGAAACCAUUUACAUGUUCUGAGUGCAGCAAAUGUUUUUCCCAAAAGUCAUCUCUUGUUAUACAUCAGAGGAUUCACACAGGAGAGAAACCAUUUACAUGUUCUGAAUGCAGCCAAUGUUUUCUCUGCAAGUCACAUCUUGUGGAACAUCAGAUGAGUCACACAGGAAAGAGACCAUUUACAUGUUCUGAAUGCAACAAAUGUUUUUCCCAAAAGUCAUCUCUUUUUAUACAUCAUAGGAGUCACACAGGAGAGAAACCAUUUACAUGUUCUGAAUGCAACAAAUGUUUUUCCCGAAAGUUAUCUCUUCUUAUACAUCAGAGGAUUCACACAGGAGAGAAACCAUUUACAUGUUCUGAAUGCAGCAAGUGUUUUACCCAUAAGACUCACUUUGUUAGACAUCUAAAGAUUCACACAGGAGAGAAACCAUUUAAGUGCUCUGAAUGCAGCAAGUGUUUUAUCGAGAAGCAACAUCUUGUUACACAUCAGAGGAUUCACACAGGAGAGAAACCAUUUAAAUGCUCUGAAUGCAGCAAGUGUUUUAUCGAGAAGCAACAUCUUGUUACACAUCAGAGGAGUCACACAGGAGAGAACCCAUUUAAAUGCUCUGAAUGCAGCAAGUGUUUUACAGUGAAGCAACAACUUGUUACACAUCAGAGGAUUCACACAGGAGAGAAACCAUUUACAUGUUCUGAAUGCAGCAAGUGUUUUUCCCAUAAUAAUUACCUUGUUAGACAUCUAAUGAUUCACACAGGAGAGAAACCAUUUAAGUGCUCUGAAUGCAGCAAGUGUUUUAUCGAGAAGCAACAUCUUGUUACACAUCAGAGGAUUCACACUGGAGAGAAACCAUUUAAAUGCUCUGAAUGCAGCAAGUGUUUUACAGAGAAGCAACAACUUGUUAGACAUCGAAGGAUUCACACAGGUGAGAAACCAUUUAAAUGCUUUGAAUGCAGCAAGUGUUUUAUCGAGAAGCAAAAACUUGUUACACAUGAGAGGAUUCACACAGGAGAGAAACCAUUUAAAUGCUUUGAAUGCAGCAAGUGUUUUAGCGAGAAGCAAAAUCUUGUUACACAUCAGAGGAUUCACACAGGAGAGAAACCAUUUAAAUGCUCUGAAUGCAGCAAGUGUUUUACAGUGAAGCAACAACUUGUUAGACAUCUAAGGAUUCACACAGGAGAAAAACCAUUUAAGUGCUCUUAA
Messenger RNA from Pseudophryne corroboree (corroboree frog), 1467 nucleotides. RefSeq names its product zinc finger protein 84-like. The record is from RefSeq and is a predicted model, not a curated record. The coding region runs from base 1 to 1467 and encodes 488 amino acids. Gene Ontology annotation, cellular component: nucleus. The transcript is spliced from 2 exons. NCBI's taxonomy places the organism in Eukaryota, Metazoa, Chordata, Amphibia, Anura, Myobatrachidae. Gene Ontology annotation, molecular function: DNA-binding transcription factor activity, RNA polymerase II-specific; RNA polymerase II transcription regulatory region sequence-specific DNA binding. Gene Ontology annotation, biological process: urogenital system development; embryo development; regulation of transcription by RNA polymerase II.